Molecule: messenger RNA, 454 nt
Organism: Symphalangus syndactylus (siamang)
Lineage: Eukaryota; Metazoa; Chordata; Mammalia; Primates; Hylobatidae
Product: large ribosomal subunit protein P2
Biological process (GO): cytoplasmic translational elongation
Cellular component (GO): cytosolic large ribosomal subunit; ribosome
Molecular function (GO): structural constituent of ribosome
Source: RefSeq, a predicted model, not a curated record
CUUUUCCUUCCUGACGCCACCGAGGUCGCACGCGUGAGGCUUCUCCGCCGCCGCCGCAGACUCUGCCGCGAUGCGCUACGUCGCUUCCUACCUGCUGGCUGCUCUAGGGGGCAACUCCUCCCCCAGCGCCAAGGACAUCAAGAAGAUCUUGGACAGCGUGGGCAUCGAGGCGGACGACGACCGGCUCAACAAGGUUAUCAGUGAGCUGAAUGGAAAAAACAUUGAAGACGUCAUUGCCCAGGGUAUUGGCAAGCUUGCCAGUGUACCUGCCGGUGGGGCUGUAGCCGUCUCUGCUGCCCCAGGCUCUGCAGCCCCUGCUGCAGGUUCCGCCCCUGCUGCAGCAGAGGAGAAGAAAGAUGAGAAGAAGGAGGAGUCCGAAGAGUCAGACGAUGACAUGGGAUUUGGCCUUUUCGAUUAAAUUCCUGCUCCCCUGCAAAUAAAGCCUUUUUACACA